This is a messenger RNA of Salpingoeca rosetta, 4548 nucleotides long. RefSeq lists its product as uncharacterized. Gene Ontology annotation, biological process: activation of GTPase activity; nucleocytoplasmic transport; signal transduction. The transcript is spliced from 16 exons. The coding region runs from base 1 to 4548 and encodes 1515 amino acids. Gene Ontology annotation, cellular component: nucleus; cytosol; perinuclear region of cytoplasm. Lineage: Eukaryota; Choanoflagellata; Craspedida; Salpingoecidae. The record is from RefSeq and is a predicted model, not a curated record. Gene Ontology annotation, molecular function: GTPase activator activity; small GTPase binding.
AUGUCCGGCGGAGAGAAGAGGGCGAGGGAGGAGGUGGAGACCUUGCUGGCGCAGACGAAAUUGCUAGCGUGGAGGGAGAAAUCGGUGAAGGACAAGAUCAGGGCCAUCGCCAACAACAUGUGUGGGAAGGAAGUGGACUUUUAUGGGGCUGGCCUCGGCGACAGUGGGGUGAAGGCGGUGGCACAGGCGCUCAAGGACAACACCUGCCUCAACAAGCUUGACCUGAACUACAAUGCCAUCAGCGAUGCAGGCGCUUCAGCAUUGGCGGAGAUGCUGAAGCACAACGCGACCAUGCCAACACUCUACCUGCACAACAAUUCCAUCGGCGGCAAAGGCGCUGUGGCGUUGGCGGAGAUGCUGAAGCACAACACGACCAUGACAUCACUUAUCCUGGGAAUCAACCCCAUUGGCGAUGAGGGCGCUGUGGCGUUGGCGGAGGUGCUGAAACACAACACGACCAUGACAACACUCGGUCUAGGACAAAACUCCAUCGGCGACCCCGGCGCCGUGGCGUUGGCAGAAAUGCUGAAGCACAACACGGCUCUCGACAUACUCUCCUUGAGAAAGAACUCCAUCACCCCAGCUGGCGGUGCGGCGCUGGGAGCCGCCCUGGACCAGAAUCGCACGCUGAAACGGCUCUGGGUUUGCAAGAACUCCCCCGCCACUGCUCGCGCCUUUGGUGCCGCGCUGCCCGUCGACCGCGAGAUCGACACAGGCGACUGGUCACAACACGACACUACCCACGGCGACCAAGCAGACCAGCGACAGGGUGCAGCUGCAGACAACGAGCAGCAACCGCACGAGUACAUGCUCACUGCCUGCAAGGCCGGCAAUGUCGCAGCCGUCACCUCCCUCGUUGAACAGGACCACGCAGAUGUAGACCAACAAGAUGAACAGGGCGACACGCCGCUACAUGUUGCCUGCAGGCACAACCAGCCCGCCAUUGUUAAGCUGCUCCUCGAGAAGGGCGCGGAUGCUUCCGUCAAGAACAAGCAGGGAGAAACUCCUCACUAUGUAGCAACGGCCAGUGGCCACACUGCCAUCACCAGCAUCGAGGGGCUCAACCCAGGCAGCCAGCAGCAGCAGCAGAACACAAAAGACCCACGUGCGUCCACCCCUUCCACCAAACCCAAGCAAGAAAUUACAGCAGCGUCAGACCCCGAGCAGGGGCGCAAGGAGCGCCUCCAGCAGCACAUGCGGGAGAUCAUUGCGCGCUUCAACGCGACCAUGGCUAGCAGGGCCAAGCUCAUCUUCAUUGGCCAAGGGCGCGCCGGCAAAACCAGCACGUUUCACUCGCUCAUGGGUCACAUGUUCAACAAACACGAGCACUCCACGCAUGGCGCCGCCACAACUGACCUCGCCGUUAUCGUCGAGUCCAUGGACGUUCACGACUGGCAGGAGCUGGAUGCGGAGAUCUCGGAGUUGAUGCGCAGCCUCUGCGGCACGGCGCUGGUGCAGGAAUCUGGCGUGGACUUGCAGAUGAAGCAGGCGAUGAUGAAGGCGAAGGCCGACUUGGAGAGCCGCGUUGCCCAGCACCAGCACCAACAGCGGCAACAAGAAGCCGAGAAGGCAGAGAAGGCGACGGGUUCAAAGUCGAAGAAGGAGCAGUUACAGAAUGCGAAGGAGACGCGGUCACGGCCAUCCUCCCGCACGUCGCCAGCGACUGUCCCAAAGCCCAGCAAGCCGUCUCACAUGUGUGCGUCUGCACCCAAGAAGCAGACCACCCUAAACCCUUCCAGCCAAAGUGAUGCUGCUGCGCGUGACAACAGCACCACUGCCACAACCGGCAUGUCUGCGGAGGAAAUGGAGAAAGCGAUCAAAGAGUUCAACGUGGACGCCGUCAUGGGCGAGGGCAAAGCGCGCGUCACGUUCAAGGUGUUUGACCUGGGCGGCCAGUCCACCUUCUACAUCUUCCACCCUUUCUUCCUCACCAAGUACGCGGUGUACCUGCUGGUGUUCUCCAUGGAGGACCUGUUGCACCAAGACGAGAGCAAGCGGACCGAGACGUGGGAGUUUAUGGAGCACUGGCUCUCCUCCCUCCACCUCCACGCAAAGGGCGCACCCGUCCUCAUCGUCGGCACCUUCGCUGAUGUGGUUAGUCAGCGGAAACAGCACGAGAACAUCUCGCGUGGCAUCUACAGCCGCCUGCGCCACAACCCCGCUUUCCCUGGCGUCAUCCACAACGAAAAGCAUGGUCUGUGGUUCUGGCCCGUCGACAACACCCAGUCCAUCCAUGAUCCCAUGAUCCAGGACCUGCGCCAGACCAUCUCCUCCACAGCACUGGCGCAGGAGUACGUGAGCCAGGAGGUGGCUGUGCCGUACCUCCACCUCUAUGACAAGCUCAAUGCCAUCGCCCGCGACGAGAAGCGACCGCUGCUGACGUUUGACGAGGUGGUGGAGAUUGCGCACACGUGUGGGCUGCGCACACGCCAGGAGACGAAGGCCUGCCUCCAGUUCCUGCACCUGUACUCCAUGGUAUUGUACUACGACAGCGUGCCUGGCAUGGACGACUAUGUGAUCCUGAGCCCGCAGUGGGCGGUGGACACGAUGACCCGCGUCAUCCGAAACUUUGAUCUGCAUCACGAUGUGCGGGAUGGCGAGGCGAGGGCCGUUGGUGCGCAGCUGUGGGACGACCUGGUUGACCGCGGCAUCCUGCACCGUCGCCUGCUGGAUGUGCUGUGGAAGGACUUGGAAGGUGGCACGAUUGAGCCCUUCCUCCAACUCAUGAUGGAGUACGGGUUGUGUGUCGACUACACGGCACCAAUGGUGCGGCUGUCCAGCCCUCAACAGCAGCAGCACCACCACCAACAAUUCCUUGUCCCAGCCAUCCUGCCGAUGACGCUGGAGGAUGAACAGGCGUCGUCGUCGGUGACUCUGAGCACGGCAGCAGCACAGCAGGCCAAUCCAUACGCUGGAUAUGAGGAGAAGACAGCCUACGUCGCCUUCAGCCUGAGGGAGUUCAAGAGGGGUGUAAGCGCCAAGAUUGCAGACACGCAGCAAGCCUCCUUCCUGCCAGAGGGCCUGUUCCCGAUGGUUCUGGCACGCGUGAUGGCACACAUGCAGCAUGGUGCAACGGAACCGCCCAUGUUGAGCCGGACAGACGCCGUAAUCUUCAUGGACGUGGCUGAGAUCGAAUUACAGCUCGUGCCGGCUGUUGGCGGCAUCAAGAUCAAGGUCAUGACUGCACGUCCUCGCACGCUGCUGCACAUGCUGUACGACACCAUCACAACAGCUGUCACGCAGCGCUACCCCGAGCUCAAGGCCACGUUGUUGCUGCCAUUCAAUGACACCAGACUGCUGUUCUUCGAGGACGUGCACACCCAUCACAUGAACAAGAAAGCGCUUCGCGUUGGCCGCUCACAGCUGCUGUCACCAGGGGAUCUGGUCGCCAAGUAUGGUCCACUCUUGCCAGUUAUGGGUCAGCAGGGCAAAUACGAUGCCUUCAUCAGCUACAGGCAACGCGGCAACCGGGGUUUGGUGAUGACAUUGUACCCAAAGUUGGAGCAGCACGGACUGGUAACCUUUGUGGACGCCAACAACUUGGAGACAGGCGUCAACUUCAAGCACGCGUGCAUGACAGCCCUGCACAACAGUGCUGUCGCCUGCCCCGUCGUCUCCGUCGGUGCCAUCCAUCAGAUGCGCUCGCUCGGCCACACUGACACGUGCGACAACGUGCUGUUGGAGUGGAUGGCGAUGCUGGAGCUGCAGCAGCUUGCUCGCCAGCAUCCAGACAACAUCCGCCUUCGCCGCAUCGUCCCGCUCUUCGUUGGCAGUGGCUGGCACGACAGCAACCACCAUGUUAUGAGCGCGGCGGAAGUGAGCGAGUACGACUCGUUUGACCGCCUGAAGCGGCUGGCAACGAAGUUGCCGGAUGUUGUGAGCAAGGAGACGGCGUCAGCGCUGGACCAGUUCUUUUCCCAGGUGCUGCGCCUGCCACCGCCACAGCGGCACAAGAGCGUGCGCAAAGUGGUGCUGUCGCUGUUUGACAUUGACGCAGUGAUUGCGGUGGAUGCCGGCGUGGACCGCACGUCGCAGCUGCGCGACAUUGCAGAGAAGGUGCGCCAGGUCAUCGUCUCCGCGAGGAGCGAGGAGCAUGCAGUGAAGGGACCAGCAGCCGCGCGGCGAUCCACGCAGUCAUCUUCCUCGAUCUCCACUGCCACGGCCCGUUCGACGCCACCACCUGCAACCCCUUCGUCCCCGUCCUCAAGCGCAUUUGAGCCCGAGUUGAUUCAAUGGCUCAACCGCCGCUCGCUGCUGCCGCAUGUCGAAGCAGCGCUGAUGGAGCACGGCAUUGACACCCUUGAAGAUCUGCUUGUGCUGGUUGAGUUGGGCGAGCUCACCCUGGAGAUGCUCAAGACCGCCGGUGUGAAGGUUGGCAAAGCGAUCAAAUUGUUGCGUCUGGCCAAAGAGCAAGCUACCUCGGCCUCACAUGCCCUUUCUUGCCUCGCACCAUUUUUGUUUUCCUCCAGUGUUCACCUUCUGUGCUUGUGUUCUUUCCUUGUGCUUGUGCUUGCUGUGUUGGUUUCUGUUGCCAGCAGCUGGUAUUGA